UGAAAAUAAGAAAGCGAUAAAUGAAACUUUAUAUGUUUUUUAAACUAAUAUCUAUUCUUGAUUUUAAGAAUUAUUAGCGCACAGUAAGAUUUUAAAAAAUAUAACGUAAGUUUUCUUAAUACGAAAAAACAGCACUGUAUAGAAACUAAAGUCAUUGUUUCCGAAAAACUCUAUCAGAUACUUAGUAUACCGUUUUAUAUUUAAAAAGAUGACAAGUCAAAACUCAAAAACAUACGAAAGUUUUUCAAUAAAACCGCUGCUUAGAUAUAACAAAACAGCAAAAACAGUAGAAGUAAAACGAUCAUCGUCGGAUGUUCAAGCUUGCUUUUCAAAACUCUUUGAUAUUGAAGAAAACUUUAGUUAUUUUUCUGGGCAUAUUCUAAAAGCAAGAUUGUUAACAAAACUGCCGCAAACUUUAACACUUAAUGUCGGAGAUAGGCUAAAGCUUGUAUGUUUAGAAAACGCUUUAUUUCCUACUGAAAUUAGAUGGUAUUUGAACGACGCCGUAUUAUACCCGACAAAAGACGGUAGAGUCAUGUUUGAAAACAACAAACGUGAAUUAAGAAUUACGGCAGUCAACAGAAAAGAUGCUGGAAAUAUUACAUGUUUUGUUCAAAACAGAUUUGGAAUAGACUCAACAACAUGCGUUCUUCAUAUUAAAGUUUUUAAAUGAAAAGCCGACAGGUCGAGAUUAUUCUCAGCAUAUUUCUUUCCACAAUGGUAGUUUCAAUAUUAAUAUAAUAAUAGAAGGUA
Hydra vulgaris (swiftwater hydra) is the source of this 753-nucleotide messenger RNA. RefSeq names its product myopalladin. Lineage: Eukaryota; Metazoa; Cnidaria; Hydrozoa; Anthoathecata; Hydridae. The record is from RefSeq and is a predicted model, not a curated record.